AUUAGGCAGCAUCCUAAAUAAUUUUUUUUUAAGCCGAAAGGCAACCCACCAAAAUCAGUAGGGCAAAUGUCCGAGAACAUUUGUCGAAUUUUAUUAAAAAUUAGUGAAGUACAAAAAAGAGGGGAUCGAACCAAAACCCUUCAGAAAGGAUAUACCCUUUCAAAAUAAAAAGAAUAAUGAAAGACACAAAUGAGAAUUGGGGGACCGAACCAAGACCCAAAUCAAAAAACAAACAAAAAUUACAAAAAAAAAAAAAGAAUUAAUGUGAUAAUCGAAGUGAAGGAAUCCCAAAUAAAUCCAUUUCUCGUUUGGGUAGCUUCCUAAAUAAAUACUCCAUAUUAGACUAUCAAUUAGAUGAUGUGGUUUUGCCCUCAAUAUUACUAAACUAAAGCCAAUUUCUAAAAAUGUGACCACAUUCAUAUUUAGACAAAAAAGUGAUUAUGAAGGUCAUAUUCAUGUCAUUGCCAGAUUUAUGUCACUAUCCAAUUUUAAUGUCAUUGUCACCACCGCCUGUGUCACUGUAGCCACCGCUCGUGUCACUGUAGCCGCCACCCGUGUCACUGUACCCGCCACCCGUGUCACUAUAGUCGCCGCCUGUGUCACUGUGGCCACCGCCCGUAUCACUCUAGCCCCCACCCGUGUCACUAUAACCACUGCCUAUGUCACUAUAGCCAACAUCCAUUGUGAUAGUGACAUACAAUUACUCCGGUCACCGGUUAGUUACCACCGCCUCCCCCAGCCACCGCUCCCCAACCCCAGCCAACCAGUCCCUGAACCACUGCCAUUGCCCCACCCCCACAAUACUGUCACUGUUCCCCAGCCCCGCACCACCGCCACUCCAUCCCACACCAUCAGUCAGUUCCCCACCGUCGUUGCAAACCCCAACUCACUCCAACCUUCCCAGCCCCCUCCCUGACCUUCCAGCCUCUGCACCGCUACUGUCCCAACCCAGCCUCCAACUAGUUCCCCAACUCCCUGCCCCCCUUUCCUGUGACCUUCAGCUCCCUUCCACUUCCAGUAUCCCUGCCCAAGCCAUCCACCACCCCCUGCACCAGUUCCAACCACACCCUUGUCCUCAGUCCAUUCCCUUUCCUUGCCAUAUCCCUCCUCUGCUACUAGAUAAGCCACUAGAAUACCGUUGGUUUUACUCGGCCGCCAAAUUCGUCAUUGCCGGUUUUACUCAGCGCUCAAAUUCGUCGCCGUCUUUGGCUGCCAACAUGCCAGAUCUACAGAACAACCAAAUAAGAAGCUCAACACUUAUGUAGAAGCGAGUUGUCACCGUAGAUACAAAAAUAUCAGAGGAGACGAAGAAAGUUCAAUCGGUGGUUGCGGUGGUCGAAUAGUUGCGGCGGUGGAAUGUUUGUGACGGACAAAGAUGGAAUUUGGAAUGGAGGUUUUUUGUGUGCUGGAAUGGUGAAUAAGAGUUUGGGUGCGGACCGUCUGGUGGUGACUGGUGAUGUAGAAGCGAGGUCGUACAGAUCUGAUCUUGUCUUCGCCGCUGCUGAGGUCGACCGGAGGUGUGGUGCCAUCGCUGGCUUGGAGGUGGCUUUGAGGAGGAGGAGGAGGAGGAGGAGGCGUGGACAUGCGCUGGUCAUCUCCCUCAGUGCAAUAGUUGAUUUAUGGGGGUAGAAGAGGGAAGCUUUGUUAUGUCCGCAGGAACGAGACGGAAAGGGGCAGUUGAAUGAAAGUCAUGUUUCUGGAAAAGUAAAAACAUGUUCGUAAAAUUGUCUUAUGAAAGUGUAUGGGUAAUAUCCAUGCCAUUCUUUCUUAGAUGAUUCUGUGAUAUUAAGACAACAUAUAUAGGGUGUGUUUGGCAUUUAGCGGAUAGCGGUUAACGGGUUAUGUUAGCGGGUUGUCAAUAGCGGAUUCGGUCAGCGGGUUUGACUAGCAGAAUAAAUUGACGGGUUGUCAAAAGAUGUUUGGUAAUUUAGAUGGUUGGCCAUAAAAUUAGCAGAAAUUUUGAUUUUCAAAACGCC
This is a messenger RNA of Cuscuta epithymum, 1976 nucleotides long. The record is from the annotation of a GenBank genome assembly. Lineage: Eukaryota; Viridiplantae; Streptophyta; Magnoliopsida; Solanales; Convolvulaceae.